Molecule: messenger RNA, 1659 nt
Organism: Ixodes scapularis (black-legged tick)
Lineage: Eukaryota; Metazoa; Arthropoda; Arachnida; Ixodida; Ixodidae
Product: zinc finger MYM-type protein 1-like
Exons: 4
Coding region: 1-1659 (552 amino acids)
Molecular function (GO): protein dimerization activity
Source: RefSeq, a predicted model, not a curated record
AUGUUUUCAACUAGCAAUGGACAGAGGAGUGGAAGUGCUGUGUUUGUGACCGAGGGCUAUCGGAACUGGAAGAAAGCGCUUCAAAAGGACAGCGGACUGCGACUCCAUUCGAACAGUGCAGCGCACAAGUUGUGCCAGGCCUUAUGGGCAUCCUUCAAGCAGAUGAAGGAAAAGGGCGCCGAAAAUUCAGUCUCCGUGCACCUCAGCGAGGCGUAUUUGAAAGAGCUUGUAGCGAAAAGCGAUGCCAUUGUGCUAAAAAAGCUGGAAAAUGGCCCUGCCAACGCGAAAUAUACUCACCAUUCCGUUCAGGAUGAGAUACUCUCAGCAAUGUCAGAUAUGGUUUUGCGUCGUUUCAAGACCGAGGUGGACAGCGCUCAGUGCUUUGCGCUUAUAGUGGACGAAUCUAGAGAUAUCAGCAAAACGGAACAGCUCUCUGUGGUAGUCCGAUGUGGAAUUCAUCUUAAGAACUGCAUCGCACAAACCUAUGACGGUGCAAGCGUAAUGAGUGGCAAGAGCAAAGGUGUUCAAGCCCUUCUCAAGUUAGAAGUGCCUCAAGCCCUGUAUGUCCACUGCUUCAACCACCGGCUGAAUUUGGUUAUUGUCGAUGCCUGCAAAAGCUUUGAUUCCGCGAGGACCUUUUUCUCUUUAAUAGAGAUGUUGUAUGUCUUCUUGGGAGGGUCUGCCACACAUGCGCUGUUCAUCACAGUUCAAAAGCAGGUGUGCGGCACAACGAUCGAACCGAAAGGCAUCAGCGAGACAAGAUGGACAUGCCAAAUUAACGCAUGCAAAGCCGUCCUACACGCGCUUCCUGCAAUAAUUGUCACACUCACAAAGAUCGCCGAAGGCGGAAGAUCAAGAUCAGCAGAAGCACGCGGAAUUUUGCACCAGCUGAACUUCACGUUUGUUUCACAUCUGAGUAUCUUUAGCGAGCUUUUGGGUGAGCUGCAGAUUCUUUCAGAUUACCAGAACAAGAACUGCGACCUUACUCAUGCCUCCAUGAUGGUCAGUGUGGUACUUGACCGAUUUAGAUACCUAAGGACGUCAGAGGGUUUCUCAAGCAUUUGGAGUCAGUGCUUAAGCGUUGCAGAGACAAACGGAAUUCGUCUCGUAGAAGAGCGAAGAAUCAACCGUCUGCCGGCGCACCUUGCAAAAUAUCUAACAGAAGCCCAGCUGCCCGGAGAGGACCCCAGCUACUCCACUGAAAACGACUGCCGUGUGCACGUGUUCCUUCCCAUCCUGGAUAGAACGUGCGAAGAACUUAAGCGAAGAUUUAGCGACAGUGAUCUCAUCCUGAAGGGUUUAAACUGUUUUCAACCUCAACACGAUCGCUUCAUGGACAUCUCGCUGGUCGAACCGUUUGCAAAGCACUACUCGUCCGACUGGGAUGCACUUGUGGCCGAGAUGAAUCUGCUUCCCAGGGAAUCGUACCGUCUUUGUGUUAUAGCGUUGACUAUCCCUGCCUCCAGCGCCGCCUGCGAACGCACGUUCUCGUGCCUUCGUCGGCUGAAGACGUAUUUCCGAUACAGAAUGUCUGACAAGAGGCUCGCGAACUUGGUGGUUCUCGCCGUGGAGAAGUCCACCGCGAAAAGCCUGGAACUAGAUGACGUUGUCAACGCCUUCGAUGGUGCCCAUCACAACAGACGGAUUCGACUUCACUGA